AUGCUGUACAUCUUAGAGGGCUUGCUGCUGCUGCCAGAUGUCCUCAGCAGCAGCAGCAGCAGCAGGGAAUCUGCAGCAGCAGCAGCAGAAAGCUCGGACCCCUCCUUGCCCGCGUGGCUGCUGUCUACUUUCCUUGCUUCUGUUGCUUUUCGUGUCUCUCCUCGUCCUGCUGCUGCAGCAGCAGCAGCAGCAGCAGCACCUGCUGUUUUUGCUGUUGCUCCUAAGCACCUGCCUCAGCCGCUGCCGCCGGAGGCUCCCGAGGGCAUGGAGGACCUGUUGCAGCAGCAGCAGCAACAGCAGCAGCAGCAGCAGCUGCCUGAGCUGCUUGUUGUUGAUCUGCAGAGCAGCGGCAGCAGCAGCGCAGCAGCAGCAGCAGCACGGCGUCUGCUGAAGGGGAAGCUAUGCAGCCUUCUGGGCAGCAGCAGCAGCAGCAACAUCGCGAGGUGCUCCCGCGGGGCAGUAGCAGCAGCAGCAGCAGCAGCAGAGACACUGGACACAGUGCAGCAGCUGCAGCAGACGCAGGCGCUGCUGUUUGCCCUCUCAACAAAAGAAGCAGCAGCAGCAGCUGGCGGCUCCCCGCUGCAGCUGCGAGCCCGCACCCUCAACAGCAGCAGCAGCAGCAACAGCAGCAGCAACAGCAGCAGCAGCAGCAGUGAGGCGAAAGUGCACUUAGAGCUGCACUCUGCAGUUUAUCUCCCAAGCCUUAAAGGAAGCAAAAAGAAGGAGAAGCAGCAGCUGCUUUCCUUCUGCUACUUCGCGUCAUCUCAAGGAACAGCCCUUGCUGCUGCUGCUGCUGCUGCAGCAGCAGCAGCAGAAGAGCGCCCCCAGAGGCAGCAGCAGAACAUUCAGGCGGGGCUUGUUGCUGCUGCACAGGCCCUGAGUGUGGCUUUGUGCACUUUGUCUCUGCUGCCUUAUUUGCUGUGCUGCGAGCAGCAGCAGCAGCAGCAGCAGCAGCAGCAGCAGGAAGAUGAAGAAGAGCCAGAAGCAGCAGCAAGUGAGGAGGCCCAGGAGGAAGCUGAAGAAGAGCUGGAGGCGGCGCUGCAUGCGCUGCAGCAGCUGCUGCUGGUGGCCUCUCCGCUGCAGCACCAGCUGCAGCAGCAGCAGCAGCAGGGCGGUUCUGAGGAGCCAGAGGCAGCUGCUGCUGCUGCUGCUGCGCUGACGCAAGCAGCAAACUGCAGCAGCAAGCUGCUGCUGCUGGGCGGCAACACUGCAGCAAAAGGCUUGCUGCGAGAAGCAGCAGCAGCAACAUGGCGCUGCUUGUGUGUCUUUGCUUCCCGACGGGCCCUGCUACAGCUAGCAGGCGUUGCUGCUGCUGCUCCCAGCCGCAGCAGCAGCAGCAGCAGCAGCAGCUCGGAGUCUGAGGACGAAGACACAGAAGAGGAAAGCGAGGCCAGCAGCGAAGAGGAAGCAAAUGAAAUAAAAGAAAUAAAUAAAUCAAAAGAAAUAAAUAAUUCAAAAGAAUUAAAUAGAUCAAAGGAAUUAAGUAAUUCAAAAGAAGCAAAAGAAGAAGAAGACACAAAUGUGCUGCUGACACCUGACGAGGCCCUGAAGGCGCUGCUUGACGACGAUGGACUUGGCCCCCUUGGCGGCUUCCUGCAGCAGCACCAGCAGCAGCAGCAGCAGCAAGCUUCAGCGCGGAAGCUGCUGCUGCGGCAGCGGCAGCGCUUUGGAGAGUUGCGGCUGCGGGCCUUGUCGGCCCUUGAGGUGUACAUACACUGCAGCAGCAGCAGCAGCAGCAGCAGCGGGUGGAACUCGCUGUGUUUGGAGCUGCUGACUGCCCUCUACAGCAGCUACAGCCGCACUUUGCUGCAGCAGCAGCAGCAGCAGCGGCGGCAGCGGCAGCAGCAGCAGCAGCUCGAGGUGUACGGACAGCUCAGCAAGAAGCUGCGAGCAACAAUGGAAGCAGCAUUUAAAACAAUUAAAAGAAGCAGCAGCACAAAAGACAACAAAGCUGCAGCAGACAGAAGCAGCAAAAACCCUCUUGCUGCUUGCCACCACGCACUGCAGCAGCAAACGCUGCUGGCAAUCCAGCAGCAGCAGCAGCAGCAGCAGCAGCAGGAAGUGGGGGCCGCUAAGCGCAGCAAAAAGAGGCAGCAGCAGUCUCAAGAGGAGGCGCUGAACAGCAGCAGCAGCAGCAGCAGCAAAGAAAGAGCAGCGGACGUAAUUGCUGCUGCUCCCUUGCUGCCGGCCCUAGACAGCAGCGAGCGCCUGCAUCAGCUGCUGCUGCAGCGCAGCAGCAGCAGCAGCAGCAGUGUAAGAGUUGAUUUGUCGGAGUCGAUGCUGCAACUGGUGGCUGAGUAUACCUUAAAGGUGCUGAAGAGCAGCAGCAGCAAACUGCCUGCUGCUGCUGCUGCUCUUAACCAGACACUAGGAGCAGCAUUUUUGUUGCGGCUGAACGCUCUGGAGGCUCAGGUUCGGAAGUUUAAAAGCAGCAGCAGCAGCAGCAGCAGCGAGCAGCAGGAGGAGGAGGAGCAGCAGCAGAAGCAAAAACGGCGCAAAAAAGACCCGCUGCAGCCCCAGCAGCAGCAGCACGAACAGCAGCAGCAGCAGCAGCAGCAGCAGCAGCAACAGCAGGAGGGCAGCAGCACGCUGGAAGAAGUGCUGCAGCUGUGUGUCUCCUCUCGUGCUGCGCUGCGCUGCUGCUAUUUGGAUUUAAAUUUCUUUUCUUACUUUGCAGAAAGAGCUCCUGAGGUGUACAUACACCUCAACUUAUAUGCUGCAGCAGCAAAAGCUCGCUCCCCUUUUGUGCAGCGCGAGCUGGCGCAGCUGGCGUUUCAGGUGUACAGACACAGCGGCUUCUUAGCAGCAGCAGCAGCAGCACGGCAGCAGCAGCAGCAGCAGCAGCACCAGCAGGGGCUGCUGGACCCCCAGGAGGUCGUGCUGAGUCUGCUCGCGAAAAACAGAAGGAGAAGCAACACGGAAGCGGCGGAGAGCAGCAGCAGCAGCAGCGAGCAGCAGCAGCAGCAGCAGCAGCAGCAGCAGCAGGUGCCUGCUCACCUCGAAGCAGCAGUGCAGCGAGCCCUAGAGCCCCCAAUGGUUCCCUUGAAGGCCUUUAAGUCUCAAUCGCGUUUUGCUGCUUUUGUUUUGAAGGCUUUGCUGCAGCUCUUAACAGCAGCAGCAGCAGCAGCUGUCCGAGAGCAGCAGCAGCAGCAGCAGCAGCAAGAGGAAGCGGAGCAGGAGGAGGGCCAGCAGCGACAGAAGAAGAAACGAAAAGAGACGAAAGACAAGCAGCAGCAUGCUGCAGCAAACAGCAGCAGCAGCAGCAGCAAUUUGGAGUGUACGUACAGCAGCGAGUCUCAGAAGCAAACAGCAGUGCGGCUGCUGCUGCAGCAGCUGCUGCAGCUGCUGCGGCUGUUUGUGAAGCGCGCAGCAGCAGCAGACCGAGCGACGCCCGCAGCAGCAACACCAGCAGCAGCAGCAGCUCCAGCAGCAGCAGCAGCAGCAGCAGGGAGCAGCAGCAGCAAUUCUUUAAAUGAUUUAAUUAAAUUAAUUUGCAAAGACAAAGAAAUGAUGGAAGAGACAGUGCGGGGAGCUGUACAGACAGCUGGAGGAAACAAAAACAAAAAACUCCAAAAUGAAAUUUUCAAAUUUCUUGAGAGACUCGCAGAAGAAAAGCCCCAAGCAGCAGCAGCAGCAGCAGCAGCAGAAGAUGCAGCAGCAGCAGCAGACGCAACAGACAAGGAGGCAACAGCAGACACGGCUGCAGCUGCGGCUGCAGCAGCAGGCAAAAAGGCAGCCGCAGCAGACAUAACAACAGCAGCAGACGAAACAGCAGCAGCAGCAGACAAAGCAGCAGCAGCAGCAGCAGCAGCAGGAAAGAAGCGGCGGAUGGACGGAGAGGCAGCAGCAGGAAGAAAGAGAAAAGAAUUAAAAAGAAAAUCUGCAAAUGAAGUUUAG
Messenger RNA from Eimeria tenella, 3897 nucleotides. RefSeq lists its product as uncharacterized. Bases 1 to 3897 code for a protein of 1298 amino acids. Lineage: Eukaryota; Apicomplexa; Conoidasida; Eucoccidiorida; Eimeriidae. The record is from RefSeq and is a predicted model, not a curated record. The transcript is spliced from 2 exons.